UGGCAGCCAGAGCCAGAGGGCCAGCAGCAUGGAGCGCAGACUCGUGUCCUCUGCUCGCCGCUCCUAUGUCUCCUCCUCAGAGGCAGUGGUUGGGGGCCUGGGGCCCAUGCGCCGCCUGGGGUCCAGCCCCCGCCCUGGCCUGGCCUGGGUGUCCCCUCCGCUCCCAGCCCGGCUGGACUUCUUGCAGGCUGGGGCUCUCAACGCAGGUUUCAAGCAGACACGGGCCAGCGAGCGGGCCCAGAUGAUGGAGCUCAAUGACCGAUUUGCCAGCUACAUCGAAAAGGUCCGCUUCCUGGAGCAGCAGAACAAGGCCCUGGCUGCUGAGAUGAACCAGCUGUGGGCUGCAGAGCCCAGCCGGCUGGCCGGUGUCUACCAGGCCGAGCUUCGGGAGCUGCGGCUGCGGCUGGACCAGCUCAUGGCGAGCAGUGCCCGGCUCGAGGUGGAGCGUGACACCCUGGCCCAGGACCUGGGCACCCUGCGGCAGAAGCUCCAGGAUGAAGCUGCCCUGAGGCUGGAGGCCGAGAACAGCCUGGCCAGCUGCAGACAGGAGGCCAGCAAUGCCACCCUGACCCGUCUGGACCUGGAGAGGAAAAUUGAGUCCCUGGAGGAGGAGAUCCGGUUCCUGAGGAAGGUCCAUGAGGAGGAGCUGCAGGAGCUGCAGGAGCAGCUGGCGAGGCAGCAGGUCCACGUGGAGAUGGACGUGGCCAAGCCCGACCUCACGGCGGCCCUGAGAGAGAUCCGCACGCAGUACGAGGCCCUGGCCUCCAGCAACAUGCAGGAGGCCGAGCAGUGGUACCGCUCCAAGUUCGCCGACCUCACGGACGCCGCUGCCCGCAACGCCGAGCUGCUGCGCCAGGCCAAGCACGAGGCCAAUGACUACCGGCGCCAGCUGCAGGCCCUGACCUGUGACCUGGAGUCCCUGCGGGGCACGAAUGAGUCCCUAGAGCGGCAGAUGCGUGAGCAGGAGGAGCGCCAUGCACGAGAGGUGUCCACCUACCAGGAGGUGCUGGCCCGGCUGCAGGAGGAUGGCCGGGGCCUCAAGGACGAGAUGGCCCGGCACCUGCAGGAGUACCAGGAGCUGCUCGAUGUCAAGCUGGCCCUGGACAUCGAGAUCGCCACCUACCGGAAGCUGCUGGAGGGAGAGGAGAACCGCAUCACCAUUCCAGUGCAGGCCUUCUCCAACCUGCAGAUCCGAGGAGGCAAAGGCGCCACGGAAGGGGAGGUCCACAAAGUCACCAGAUACCUGAAAAGGCUCACGAUUCAAGUUGUUCCUGUGCAGGCCCCGCAGGGUAUAGACAGAGCCGCCGGCUCUCGAGACCAGCUUGGACACCACGUCUGUGUCGGAAGGACACCUCAAGAGGGACAUCGUGGUCAAGGCAGUGGAGAUGCGUGAUGGGGAGGUCAUUAAGGAAUCCAAACAGGAGCACAAGGACGCCAUGUGAGGCGAGCGGUGAGGAGCACAGACGCCCUCCACAGCUAAGCCUGGUGGCCGGCCACCCCACCCUCCUGCCCCACGUCAGCUUGUCACUGCCACACUAGGUCUGCAUGGCACCCAGCACCCAGCACCCGGCUCUUCAAACUAACAGGCGUUCUUCCCACGGAGCAGUCAGGAGGAAAGGCCAGCGGCCUGGUUAGAAGUGGGCGGGCAGGGACACAGCAAGUCACAUCCUGUUGUUAUAGCAACUGUCGCUGGAGCUACAGCUAGAGGGGAAAGGGGAGCUGCAGGGAGGGGCGUCCCCAGAAAAGGUGGACACCUGCCCUGCUGGGAUGGCCCUGGCCACCCGGAAGCAGUGAAUAGUGCUGCCACCCAUGGGACAGAGCCAUGGCCUGGCAGGCCCUGAGCUCCAGGUAGGGGUGGGAUGCGGGAGCACUGGGAGUACAGUCACGUGCAGAGGGACGGAGAGGGUGGAGCGGGUUCAGAGAGGCCAAGCCCAGAGGACGCCCCACCUGCAGAGGGGGCGUGGGGGGGAGGUGGUCAGGGACCCCGUGGGUCAUUUGGGGAAGUCCAGAAGCGACCCAUGACCCACCUGAUGUGAACCGAGCAGGGGCUGCGGUCCCAGUGCACGCUGGCCCUCCCCACCCCGCUCCUCCAGCCACCGAGUCUUGAGCCCAUGACUCUGCUUGGCGGGAAGGGCCUCCAUUGCCUGCCCCUCCUGGCCUCUUCCUCCUGCACCCUUUUCCCUGCCGGGAUUCCAGCUGCGCCCUGCUUCAUGGAGGGAAGUUGAGGCACAUGCAGGGUGAAGACACGGGGCCUUCACGGCCCUCCUCCCUUCACUGCACCUUGGCUGCCUCCCCCUCCUGGCUGCUGCCGCCGCCCCUCACCUGCCCAGGAGAAAUAAAAGACCUCUCUCUCGUCUGUUUCUAGGUCUCUCGUCUGUUUCUAGGGGUGGGGGCGGCAGGCCGAGCCUGGUCAGAUCUCAGCACCUCACACCCCACCUGUGCGGCUCCGCCCGAGCCCUGGAUCUCAGCUCUCUCACAGUCCCUCAGGGUCCCUGUCCCUGCGACCUUCAUCCCCACACCUGCUGUUUCUACCUGCUGUUCCCAGGGGAUGCUGUUAGAAGCUGGGGCUGCCUUGCCUCCUCCUGUGACUUUGGGCCCCAGCAGUCCCCAAAGGCACCAUCGAUGGCACAGGCACUGGACAGUAUUCGUUUAUUCCCCU
Messenger RNA from Fukomys damarensis (Damara mole-rat), 2659 nucleotides. It is a transcript of the gene Gfap, whose product is annotated as glial fibrillary acidic protein. NCBI's taxonomy places the organism in Eukaryota, Metazoa, Chordata, Mammalia, Rodentia, Bathyergidae. Gene Ontology annotation, biological process: regulation of chaperone-mediated autophagy; intermediate filament organization. The coding region runs from base 29 to 1393 and encodes 454 amino acids. Gene Ontology annotation, molecular function: structural constituent of cytoskeleton. Gene Ontology annotation, cellular component: intermediate filament; cell projection; cytoplasm. The record is from RefSeq and is a predicted model, not a curated record. The transcript has 10 exons.